AUGCAAGUUCAAACAGGUUAUUUGAACAAAGUGGAUGGUUCAUCCCACUAUGAGAACAAGUCCGUCAAAGUGAUAUGUUCAGUAACGGGUCCAAUCGAGCCUAAAGCUCGUCAAGAACUACCAACACAGUUGGCUCUGGAAGUCACAGUUCGUCCCGCUAUCGGUGUACCAACAACUAGAGAAAUCACUUUACAAGACAAAAUUCGUGGUGUCAUAAGCCCCAUUAUUUGUCGUUAUAAAUAUCCAAGGCAGCUGUGCCAAAUAACGCUACAAAUUUUAGAGUCCGGUGAAGAGGAAACUUUAUUUAAUGUUAAAGAACUUAUUGGCUGCAUUAACUCGACCGUAUUCGCUCUCAUUGACGCUGCUAUUGCCAUAAACAGUAUUGCCGUGGGCGUUUCCAUGGCAGUAAUGGGAGAUGGAACUUUUAUCGUGGAUCCAAGCAACGAACAAUUGAAGAAAUCUGUCUCUACUCACGCUUUGGUUUUCCAACUAGUAGACGGUUCAAAAGUUGUAGAAAACGUGCUGCUGUUAGACAGUUUUGGAAAUUUUGAUGAAUCGACCCUAUUUGAAGUGUUAGAGUACGGUGAGAAACACGCUCUAUCAUUAGCGAAAGAUUUCAGGAAAACUAUAGAAACCAAAAUAAAAAAAGACUUGUUCAUGUAA
Messenger RNA from Kazachstania africana CBS 2517, 663 nucleotides. It is a transcript of the gene RRP46, whose product is annotated as exosome non-catalytic core subunit RRP46. Lineage: Eukaryota; Fungi; Ascomycota; Saccharomycetes; Saccharomycetales; Saccharomycetaceae. The transcript has a single exon. The coding region runs from base 1 to 663 and encodes 220 amino acids. Gene Ontology annotation, biological process: poly(A)-dependent snoRNA 3'-end processing; nuclear mRNA surveillance; rRNA catabolic process. The record is from RefSeq and is a predicted model, not a curated record. Gene Ontology annotation, cellular component: nucleolus; cytoplasmic exosome (RNase complex); nuclear exosome (RNase complex).